Messenger RNA from Eutrema salsugineum, 1101 nucleotides. RefSeq names its product F-box/kelch-repeat protein At1g64840. The record is from RefSeq and is a predicted model, not a curated record. Gene Ontology annotation, molecular function: protein binding. The transcript has a single exon. The coding region runs from base 1 to 1101 and encodes 366 amino acids. Lineage: Eukaryota; Viridiplantae; Streptophyta; Magnoliopsida; Brassicales; Brassicaceae.
AUGAUUCCAGACUGGACUCAGCUCCCUCAAGAGCUACUUCACAUCAUCGCCAUGAAUCUGGAGAACUGUUUCGAUGUUGUUCAUGCUCGCUCUGUUUGCUGCUCGUGGCGAUCCUCAUUUCCUUCCCUACUACGCCAAAGUUACACUCUUCCCUCGUUUCCUAUUAAAAACAAAGCCAUGUGCAGCCUCGAGAAGAUCCCUUUGUUCCUCUUUAGAGUCCGACCUCCUAUCGUUGUUGUUACGUCAGAUUCUGAGUAUUCUGAGUAUUUAUUGGGAGGGAUAUGCAGAGAUGAGUCAGAGGAUCGUAUGAAGAUUCUUCCAUCAUCAUCUCCUCUUCAGUGCUCAGUGAAAAUACAAUUUAAAGGAUAUGAGCAAACUUUGAUGAACAUGUUUAGCUGGCAUAUCGUCUCUAUGGGCCAUCGGUACCAAAUUAGUUGUUUGGAUCCUCAAGGAAUGAGAAUAACUUACAGAGUUGUGGCUUUUCUUCAACUAAACAACGAGGUAGGAAGCGGAUUCAUUGUGAUUUGCAACUUCUUGAACACUUUGUUGGUGUUAACAAGUAUUGAAAUGAAGUGGAAGCAAGUUGAGAACAUCCCAGGCUGUCCAUGCUUGAAUUUAGUCUCUUUUAGAGGCAGAUUUUAUGCAUCAUUUGAGCGAGAUAUUUUCGUUAUCGAUCCUUAUUCACUGGAAGCGACUCCACUAAGGCCAUCAGAGCAUCGGGACUUCAGUAAUUGUCUUGUUCCAUGUGGCAGUGAUGAAUUUUUCUUGGUUAGGGAAACUGUCAAUCAUGUUGGACCUGUUGGUAAAUUAGCUAUUAAAGUGAGUAGGUUAGAUGCGGAGGCUGGUAGAUGGGUCGAGGUCAGUGAUUUAGGAGACCGAGUGUUGUUUGUUGAAUGCUUGAUAAAUGUUGCCUGCUUAGCUAAGGAGCUUCCUUAUGGUUGUGGUGUGAGCGGGAACUCGAUUUUGUUCACCACUCGGACAGGUGUAACCUUGUUCUAUAGAUACAUUAGGGGUUGUUGGAGACCUUUGAGAGAGAAUCGUGUGGAGAUCUUGAGAACUAAAUCUCCGGUUUGGCUUUCCUGGUUGAGUGUUAUGACAUAA